Molecule: messenger RNA, 2955 nt
Organism: Mytilus trossulus (common blue mussel)
Lineage: Eukaryota; Metazoa; Mollusca; Bivalvia; Mytilida; Mytilidae
Product: caspase-7-like
Exons: 4
Coding region: 1-627 (208 amino acids)
Biological process (GO): proteolysis
Molecular function (GO): cysteine-type endopeptidase activity
Source: RefSeq, a predicted model, not a curated record
AUGCGACAAGUAAAGAGGGAUGGAAUUCUUACAAAAAAUGAAUUAAUAACAGUGGAAGAAAUAAAAAAGCCAUUCAAAAACAAAACCGGAGGCAAAUUUAAUGGUAAACCAAAAGUAUUCCUCAUUCAAGCUUGUCGUGAAACAGAAGAGCAGGAAAAAGUGGUUGUGUCUGAUUGUUUUGAAACUGAAAUCCAUACUGGACAUGUUGAAGGGUAUGAUGAAUUUCCUGGAACAUGUGGAAACAGGCAAAGAAGAAAUUCUGUUGAAAUGUCUGUGUUUCAACCAGGAUUUGUAGGUAAGCCAUCUGGCUUAUCAGAAGUGUUAUCUACUGAUGCUCAUAGUUAUUAUUCUGAACAUGUUCCAACAGAUGCUGACAUUAUUGUAGCAUAUGCAACAACACCAGGAUAUAUAUCAAUUCGAAAUAUACAUGAAGGAGCAUUUUUCAUAAGAGCUUUCUUGUCUGUUGCCAAGAAUAAAUACAAUGAGGAACAUAUCGAGGAGAUAUUAAGAAAUGUGAGAAAUGAAUUAGCUACGAAUCCAGAAUAUGCACCACAAUCUGGAAGCUUGGCAGGAAAAUGUCAGAUGGGAAUGUUGGAGACUACAUCUACGAAGAAAUUUUUCUUGUAAUGACAGUUCAAUUAAACUUAUUUGGGAGGAAAAUUGUUAUCAAACCAUUUAUAUCAUAAAUUAAGUAUAUUUUUCAAAGUUCAAGGAUUCAUGCAACUAAAUCCUCAUUUUUUUAUGAAUAAAUGGAACCUUUUUGUUUAUUCAUGAAACAUUGAAAAUAGCGUCUCAACUUUAUUCUAUGUCAACUAAAAUAAACGCCAGUCUGUUUGAUUAUAAUCUAUGUUGAUCAGCUUGUCAUUUAGAUACCUGGUUAAGUUAGCAUUGUGACAGGGGAGAGAUAUAACUAUAAAGUCUGAAAUCGGAAGCAGUUCAAAAUGUUCAGAGUUGUUUGUAUAAUUAGAGAAAGAUAAUACGGACUAGUAAUAUUAAUAACGUAUGCAUGUCUGUUUUGACAAAUGUGGCACCAAUUAUUGUUUAUUAUGCAAGACAUGUAAUUGGCCAUGAUGUGGGGUGCUGUGAAGAUCCUACCGAUUACUUGAUUGAUUGAUUGAUUGAUUGAUUGACUGAUAAAUUGAGUGCUGUGUAACGCCACUUUCAACACUAAUGUGCUACCUUGAGGAGGUCAGGUUUUGUUGGUGGAGGUAGGUGAAGUGCCUGGAGAGAACCACGACAUUAGGUAGGAAAACUGACAAUCUUAGUCAAUUAAGAUUAUAAUCAAAUGCACAUGCCCCGUACGGGAUUUAAAGUCACGGAUAACCUGAACUUGAAAACUUUUGUUGCAUUGUGGUAAAUUUGUGACUACAUUAAUAUUGAGACAGAUUAAAUUUCAUUCAAUUGAAAUUGUCUGUUCUACAAUUUUAGUUGUAGCUGUGAUGUUGAGAGAAACUUCCACAUGUAUAUAUGUUAUACUGUUUAUUUCAAUGUUUUAGAUGGUAAAACAAACAAUUGUUCUCGAUACGAAGUGGGAGGUCCAGUUUUAUUUUCUUUCCUUUCGCCAUUAGUGGUGUUAUUAUGAAAAACUUUUGUGAGCGAUAGUUCAUCUAAUAUACCUUUGUUUUGUUCUGCAUUAUAUGUCCUUUUGUUCGUCCGUCCGUUUGUUCGUUCAUCUGUCCCGCUUCAGGUUAAAGCUUUUAAUCAAGGUAGUUUUUUAUGAAGUUGAAGUCCAAUCAAAUUGAAACUUAGUACACAUGUUUCCUAUGAUAUGAUCUUUCUAAUUUUAAUGCCAAAUAAGAGUUUUGACCCCAAUUUCACAGUCCACUGAACAUGGAAAAUGAUAGUGCAGGUAGGGGGAUUCCUGUACUUUGGACACAUUCUUGUUUUAAAAUCUUUUUUUUAUAUACAGUGUUCAUCUUUAAAGAAUUGAUCAUUAUUGUUGAUACAUGUUUUUGGUUUGUAUAGAAUUUUUUCAUUAACAAAUGAAUGAGACGUUCAGAUCAUAGCACACUCAUUGUACAUAUCAUUGAGAUAUUUUAGCACUAUCAUUGUACAUAACAAUUGAAAUAUUUUAGCACUAUCAUUGUUCAGAUAGUUUACAGAUUUUAGCACUAUCAUUGUUCAGAUAGUUUACAGAUUUUAGCACUAUCAUUGUUCAGAUAGUUUCAGAUUUUAGCACUAUCUUUAUUCAGAUAGUUUACAGAUUUUUCACUUUCAUUAAGAAUUUACAAGUUUGUAUGAUCAUUAUGUAGUAGAGAAUUGAUAAGAAGUAGUGGAUUCGUAAACGAUAACAUGCAAGCUGUUCAUAGCCGUGAUCGUCUAGUCUAGUCUAGUAGUUGGUACCGAAAGAACAUAAAACUACCAACAGUGCUGAGUUCAAGGCUAGUACCCGGGAUGAUAUUUUUUGUAAUGUUUUUCUCUACUCACAUAUUGUUUUAAUCUUAAAGGUAUCUAUAUUUCAUUUUUACUAUAAAGUUGACGAGUUUGUUUUUGGUUUCACCGUCAAAGAAGUAUUUUUGCAGUUGUAGCUUAUCACACUUUAUUCAUAUGAGUGUCAAUUGAAUGUUGAUGUAUAUUUGGACCAUGUAUAAUCAAUCAAAGAAAAACUAAGUGACCAUAGUUUGAUAUCAUAAUAAUCAUAAAACUUAAAGUAAGCAUUUGCUAUGAUGAAAAGGGAAAGGCCUUGUAUUUUAAAAGUGAUAAGUGUAACUUGUACAUGGAUGUUUAGGAAUUGUACUAAUAAGUAAUAUUCAUAAUUCAUUGAUUUAUAGUGUUUAUAUAUUUUAUUAGAUAACAAAACGACAGAAAUACAGUGUAUUGACAUGCAUUGACAGAUAUACGCUAUAAGAGUGAUAUUUAAUUAAUAAUUUAUAUCAUCACUCGUGGUCUAGUGGUAUCAUGCAUGAACUACAGACUUUACUGUCGUAAAUACGCGUCAGUUCGAACCUUUCAUUU